CCUUCAAAUCAAUUCUUCCAUCCCCAACUAUCAGACCAUCUCCCUACCUAAGCUCCCUCACUCACUCGCCUUUACUUAUCGAUCUCGAUCAUCCACGAGCUAGCUAGCAGUGCUCGCCAUGGCCGGCGGCGAGGCGCAUGCGGCGCUGCAGGCGGUGGCGCAGAGCCUCCGGUGGACCUACAGCCUCCUCUGGCAGCUCUGCCCCCACCAAGGGAGCUCGCUGGUGUGGGGGGAGGGGCACUACAACGGCGCCGUCAAGACGCGGAAGUCGACGGUGAUGCAGCCGCCGCCGGCGGAGGAGGAGGACGACGCCGACCACGCGGCGCGCCACCGGAGCCGGCAGCUGAGGGAGCUCUACGACUGGCUGCAGCAGGCCGGGGAGAACUCCAGCGGCGGCGUGCAGACGUCGUCGACGACGGCGAGCCGGCGGCCGGGGGCGGCUCUGUCGCCGGAGGACCUGACGGAGACGGAGUGGUUCUUCCUCAUGUCGGCAUCCUACUCCUUCCCUCCCGGCAUCGGGUUACCUGGAAGGGCAUUUGCAAGGAGAGGCCAUGUAUGGCUCACUGGAGCAAAUGAAGUUGACAGCAAAGUAUUCCUAAGAGCAAUUCUUGCCAAGAGUGCUGGUAUCCAGACAGUUGUGUGCAUUCCUGUUGUCGAUGGCGUCCUGGAAAUUGGAACUACGGAAAAGGUGGAGGAAGAUAUGGGCCUGAUUCAGUAUGCAAGGGGCAUCUUCAUGGAUCAACAUGGCAUCCACAUGAAGCCUACCCUCUCACAGCACUCAACAUCCAACCCAGUCACCCACUGUACUCAUCAGCAUCCAAUCCAGGUUCAGAUGCAACUAGGUAUCACCAGCCAAACAAAGUUUGAUUAUUCAGAUGAGCUCAAUGCAGAUGAGGAGAAUGAUGACACAGAAGAAGAGGGCAUGUCAGGUUCAGACACUAACAACACUGACACUGAAAGGAAUUCAGGCCAGCUGCAACUUCAAAUGCAAGACCAACUGAACAUGGUGAGCAAUGACCACCAGACAAUACCAAAUAAUGCAGUUUCCAGUGAGCUAAUGCAGUGUGAGAUGUCAGAAGUGGUAAGAGAUGGCUGCUCAAAUAAUAUUUUAGAGGAUGAAAUCCAAAUGCUGAUGGAUUGCCAAAACAGUAAUUGUCAGUUAAAUUUGCAAGGGCCAGAUGAGCCUUGUCACUCUUGGCAUUUUCUCUGCGAGGAGUUACAAAAUGAUUACCAGCCAGCUACUGAAGAUCAAGUGGCAUCACCUGAAAAUACCCAUUACCCAAAAACACUCAUGACAAUCCUACAUUACAACACGCUGCGACAGCAAGAGAUGAACAUCAAGAACUACUUGCCAGUUUCAGAGAAAUCAUCAUUCUCCAGAUGGACUACUCCUGAAGGAAGUGAUGACAACAAGACCAUGAUCAGUCCAGGCACCACACAGAGAAUGCUCAAGAGCAUCCUGAUGAUUGUUCCCAGUAGUCACUGCAGUUACAGGGGAGCAGAAACACCUGAAUCAAGGGGCGGGAAAGGCGCAAGUGGUGCCAUCCAAGGUGAUUUCAGUGCCAACCAUGUGCUGAAAGAGAGGAGAAGAAGAGAGAAGCUCAAUGAGAAGUUCAUAAUUCUGCGAUCUUUGGUACCUUUCAUGACAAAGAUGGACAAGGCGUCGAUACUAGGCGACACGAUCGAGUACGUGAAGCAGCUAAGGAACCGCAUACAAGAGCUCGAGUCGUCGUCGUCGUCGUCACGAGCAGCCGCCCGGGCGCCAUCGGCGGCGGCCGCCGGGAGGCGGAGGAAGAGAUCCGCCGCCGCCGCCACUGCCACGGCGGCGGAAGGGAUGAGCAGCAGCAAUGGCCGCAAUGGCGGCGAGGCGGCGGAGGUGGUGCAGGUGUCCAUCAUCGAGAGCGACGCGCUGCUGGAGCUCCGGUGCGGUUGCGGCGGCGGCGGCGGCGGUGUGGUGCUGCUCCGGGUGAUGCAGGCGAUGCAGGAGCUCCAGCUGGAGGUCACCGCCGUCCAGGCCUCGUGCGCCGGUGGCGAGCUGCUCGCCGAGCUGCGCGCCAAGGUGAAGGGGAGGAGGAGGAGCAGCAUCGCUCAGGUGAAGAGGGCCAUCCAUCUCGUCCUCUCCUCCUCAUCGAUAUCACCCUGAAUUAAUUAAUAAUUAAUCUAGCUUCGUGCAUGAAUGCAUGCCACAAAUAUAUACAAAUUUACCAUAUCAAUAUGUGAGAGAGUAAUAAUCAUAUAAUUGCAAUCAAGCACCUGUGCUGCAUGCAUAUAUA
Oryza sativa Japonica Group (Japanese rice) is the source of this 2273-nucleotide messenger RNA. RefSeq names its product basic helix-loop-helix protein A-like. Gene Ontology annotation, molecular function: protein dimerization activity. The record is from RefSeq and is a predicted model, not a curated record. Lineage: Eukaryota; Viridiplantae; Streptophyta; Magnoliopsida; Poales; Poaceae.